AUGGUCUUCAAUGUUUCUCCAUUGAUCAAAGAGGACGUGUUGGAGAAAGAUGUGAUGAUUACACCUAUGCCAUUUGCAAGGCCACAGGACUUAGGCCCAUCUAUUGCUAUUGUAGCUAAAGUAAACCAAAUUCAGGAUCAGCUGCUGAAGAAACAUGAUAUUGAGCUGUACAUGCACCUGAACCGACUGGAAAUUGCUCCACAGAUUUAUGGACUCAUGUGCAGUAAAAUCAAUUGUAACACUUAUUGUAUUAUUUAUUAUCAUGAUCUGUGUUAUAACAAAGACUUCUUUUAUUUUGUAUUAGGAGGAUCGAAUGAGAAUGGAAGCACACAGCACACGUCAGAUUCUGCUGGAACAUUUAUUUCUUACAGUAAAGAAUGGGAAGAACUAUUUGUAAACAACAAUUACUUGGCAACUAUACGGCUGAAGGGGAUUAAUGGGCAGCUGAGAAGCAGCAGGUUCCGUAGUGUUUGCUGGAAGUUGUUUCUAGAGGUUCUACCCCAAGACAGAAGUCAAUGGAUUAAAAACACUUCAGAAUUAAGAACUUCAUAUAAUAAGAUAAAAGAAAUCCACAUUACAAACCCUCGAAAAGCAGGACAGCAAGAUCUGAUAAUCAAUAAUCCACUCUCUCAGGAUGAGGGGAGUCUUUGGAAUAAAUUUUUCCAGGAUAAAGAGCUUCGAGCAAUGAUUGAACAAGAUGUAACAAGAACUUUUCCUGAAAUGCAGUAUUUCCAGCAAGAGAAUGUGAGGAAAAUUCUUACAGAUGUUCUGUUCUGCUAUGCCAGAGAAAAUGAGCAGUUGCUCUAUAAACAGGGUAUGCAUGAACUCUUAGCUCCUAUCGUCUUUAUCCUGCAUUGUGACCACCAAGCUUUUUCACAUGCCAGUGAAGCUGCACAACCAAGUGAGGAAAUGAAAGUUCUUUUGAAUCCCGAAUAUCUGGAACACGAUGCCUAUGCAAUGUUCACACGUCUUAUGAAGACUGCAGAGCACUGGUUUUCAACUUUUGAGCAUGACAGUCAGAAGGUAAAUAUUACUUUAAAAAGUCCUGUUUUUAUUCUUAAGCAAAUGUGGUUUUUAAUGUCAUUGAAGUAA
Molecule: messenger RNA, 1092 nt
Organism: Meleagris gallopavo (turkey)
Lineage: Eukaryota; Metazoa; Chordata; Aves; Galliformes; Phasianidae
Source: RefSeq, a predicted model, not a curated record